GCUGCGGGGCGCGCUGGCGCGCUGGGCUGCGGGGCGCGCUGGGGCAGGAGCUGCUCGCGGGCAGAAGGGGCGCGCAGGGCAGGGGCUGCUCGCGGGCAGAGGGGCGCUCGGGGCAGGGGCUGCUCGCGGGCAGCAGGGGCGCUCGGGGCAGGGGCUGCUCACGGGCAGCAGUGGCGCUCGAGGCAGGGUCUGCUCGCGGGCAGCAGUGGCGCUCGAGGCAGGGGCUGCUCGCGGGCAGCAGUGGCGCUCGAGGCAGGGGCUGCUCGCGGGCAGCAGUGGCGCUCGAGGCAGGGGCUGCUCGCGGGCAGCAGUGGCGCUCGAGGUAG
This is a messenger RNA of Closterium sp. Naga37s-1, 326 nucleotides long. NCBI's taxonomy places the organism in Eukaryota, Viridiplantae, Streptophyta, Zygnematophyceae, Desmidiales, Closteriaceae. The record is from the annotation of a GenBank genome assembly.